ACCACGGAAAUUUAUUUUCCCCUCCAUCCCAGUUAGGUUUCCGAGUUCGUGUGAUUCUUUCAGCUCGCAAUCAUGGCUAUGCAAGCUGCUCUGGGUUCUCGGGUCCUGCUAAUCGCCGGAGCAGCUUGUUUGCGUUUCUGUUUGGUGAUUUUGGAAGAGAAGUGACGGCUGCUACGUUUUUGUUUGUGUCAGGCUCUAGUGAAGGGAAUUGAGAAAGGGGAUUCGGAUGGCGAGACAGGUCAGGCGGAUGUGCUCUCGCAGCAGGUGCGUCUAUUGGCACAACAAGUCCGACAACUCACUUCGGCGCGGCACAUAACGGUUCUGAAUACUGGUCAAUCAGGUAAUUUUACUGGUUAUAUUAUUCCAGCAGCUACAGUGGGAGCAGUAGGAUAUGGUUAUAUAUGGUGGAAGGGUUGGAAACUUUCAGAUCUUAUGUAUGUGACAAAGCAGAGUAUGACAGCUGCUGUUUCGAACUUGACAAAGCAUCUGGAGGGCGUAACUGAUGCUUUGGCUAAAGCAAAGGAACACUUAACACAGCGCAUUCAGGGUUUGGAUGAUAAGAUGGAUAAGCAGAAUGAGCUGUCUCGGAAAAUUGAAAGUGAUGUCAAUGCUAUCAACGACAACAUUCUGUUGCUUGAUUCUGGAAUGGCGAGUUUGAUAAAUUAUGUUAGCGUGCAGGAUGAGAAGCUGGAUUCACUGGAGGGCAAACAGAGUCGAGCUAAUCUUGGUAUUCAGUACCUCUGCAACUUCGUCCAGGGAAAGAAAGUGAAAAUGCCCGAGGCCCUGGAGGAAGAGUUUUUGCCAAGUAGAACUCGUUCAAUCACAUUCCAUGAUGCUUCAGGUCCCAUGGGUCUUAAGGCGCUGGACUGCUUUUCGCGAUCUACAAGUGUUCCUCCGGUAACUGACGGCGUCCAACUGAAUGGAGAAGAGCCGCAGACCCCUUCACGUCCUCUAUUGAGGUAUAACUCAGCUAAGGUUUGAUCAAGAGGCUACACAACAUGCUGGUUGUAAGACUACGUAAUAGCUAAAAUAAAAGAUGGAAAAUACUGACUGCAAAGUGUUUUCUUUAUCUAAAAGAGUUGGUUUUGCGCCUACUUAAUUCAUUGGUUGUUUGAAGUGUUGUAGCUUUCGGAUGUAUGUUGUUUUAGUACUGUUUCAGACAUGGUUGGGUUGUGAUCUGGGAAGUUACCCAUCUAGUAUUGCUUAUAUAUAUGACAGAAGUUGCAUAGCUAAGGCUUUUCGUAAUCUUACGUAUGUGAACAAUGCGGAUGGGAGAAAGGGAAAGAAAAAGGACGAAGAACGCAAUGUAAUUUAAAGAUAUUGUGUAGGCUAAUUAAUCUGAACCGCAGGAUGAAAUUCAACUCG
Molecule: messenger RNA, 1365 nt
Organism: Linum tenue
Lineage: Eukaryota; Viridiplantae; Streptophyta; Magnoliopsida; Malpighiales; Linaceae
Source: the annotation of a GenBank genome assembly